This is a messenger RNA of Aaosphaeria arxii CBS 175.79, 1230 nucleotides long. Its product is annotated as cytochrome P450. The transcript has 2 exons. The record is from RefSeq and is a predicted model, not a curated record. Lineage: Eukaryota; Fungi; Ascomycota; Dothideomycetes; Pleosporales. The coding region runs from base 1 to 1230 and encodes 409 amino acids. Gene Ontology annotation, molecular function: oxidoreductase activity, acting on paired donors, with incorporation or reduction of molecular oxygen; iron ion binding; monooxygenase activity.
AUGCGAUUAUAUAUCAUCAACUCGACGGAGCUGAUUCCAGCCGUCCAGCGACAGGUUCGAAUACUAGACUUUGCUCCACUGGAAGCGAAAGCCGCUAUGAAUGUUAUGGGCGCCAGUCCCAAGGCUAGAGAGAUAUUAGUCAAAGAAGUGGAGGGAGUAGGCAAAUUCAGUUAUCCUAUCUUGUUUGACAAGGCUAUACACCCAACAGUCACUCCAGGUCCAAAGCUAGAUGAUAUAAACAGGCUGUCUGUGCAAAAGGUGGCAGAAAUCAUUGAAACGCUUGCAUCGCAGGCACCAAGAGCAUUGAAGCUUAAGUUUGAGCCAGGCAUCAUUACAUUACUAUUGGGCUUUUUCCCGAGUCUACUAGCAAAGGAGAGUCUGCAAGCACGGGAACAUAUUGUUGAUGCAUUCAACGAUUAUUUUGUCUCCCGUGGACAUGAAGAGGGUUCGGCUUUUGUUAAAGCCCAUUACCAACACAAGAUUGACCAAGGGAUUACUGGGAGAGACAUUGCCAGCUUCGAGAUUGGUGGUGUAGUUGCCAUCAUGUCUAACACGAUUCCCACCGCUUUCUGGGUGUUAUAUCACACUAUAUCAGACAGAGAUAUUCUAUCUGAGUGUAGAAAAGAGGUUAUCGCAUGUUGCGAAAUAAGUGGCGAUACUUGUACGCUUGAUAUAACUCAAGUUAAAGCAUCCUGUUCGAUCUUGCUGUCUAUUCUGAAAGAGGUAUUGCGUUACCAUGGAAUCGGGACCUCCAUUCGUAUUGCAACAGAGGAUCACCUACUUGAUGGAAAACAUCUUCUCAAGAAGGGCGGCAUAGUCAUGAUUCCAGGAAUUGUGCAACAUACUUCUAUACCAGUCUACGGAGACAGUGUCAACGAAUUUCAACAUAGGCGCUUCGUUGGAUCUCCUCAACGUAAACGACUAAACGCAUUAGCAUUCCGAGGUUUUGGAGGGGGCACCACGCUUUGCCCUGGUCGGCACUUUGCUAGCACUGAAAUUCUCGCUUUUGUGGCCCUGGCAAUUGUUCGAUUUGAUUUUGAGUCAACUCAAGAUGACUGGAUCUUCCCAACAACAUUGAAUGCGAAUAUGGCAGGCUCUGUCGCCCAGCCUGACCAUGAUGUGGAGGUUAGAGUUUCUCUCACUACUAGUGGGUUGGCAGGCAAAACAUGGAAUGUUGUACUGUCAGGGUCGAGUGAAGGGGUUCGGAUUUUGGAUGAGGACAUCCGUUAA